Molecule: messenger RNA, 2271 nt
Organism: Exserohilum turcica Et28A
Lineage: Eukaryota; Fungi; Ascomycota; Dothideomycetes; Pleosporales; Pleosporaceae
Exons: 6
Coding region: 126-2060 (644 amino acids)
Biological process (GO): regulation of DNA-templated transcription
Molecular function (GO): DNA-binding transcription factor activity
Source: RefSeq, a predicted model, not a curated record
CACCACCACCCGGAUCCGCUUCCUCGCCAGUUUCCCGCCGCUGCCAUUGGCCCGAGCGACUGCAUUGCCGAAGCCUGUUUACACUGCCGUUCCACGGCCGCAAAGAGGGGGAGCAGAAAGUCGCCAUGAGCUCCGAGUCGGACGAGCAUGCCCAGCAGCUGCGCAAACGCUCGCGCAGAAGCAAUAGCGGUGAAGACGCCGCUGGAGGGAAGAAGGCCAGGGGCCGCCCACGGGUGGAUACCCAGGAUGCCACAGCCGCAGACCGACGAAGGACGCAGAUUCGACUCGCCCAGCGAGCGUACCGCCAGCGCAAGGAGACGACCAUCGCAUCUCUGAAAACGCAAAGCGCACAGCUCCAUUCCAUCAUUGAGCAAAUGAACAAAAAGUUCCACCACUUGGCUGAAUCGACGCUGAAAUCCGGCUUGUUGCAGCUGAAUCCCGCUCUAGCCGAAGAGUUUAAAGCUGUCCAGGAGAACUUUUCGAGUCUUGCCAAGUCCGCUAGUGAAGCGCAGUAUGAUUUAGACGAGGAGAGUGAACAUGGGGUAGAAAGAACAGAGCGCCAGAAGCCAUGUGAGCCUGAACUCGAUCCCCAACACAUUGGUUGGGGAUACAGUCUUGUGCCACCGGUGCCGAGCAAGAAUUCUAGAUCUGUCUUGAUCAUGAACCUCGAGCCCGUCGAUCAUGCGCCACCAAAUACCCAUUUCUCACACGCCACUUCCGCUGGCUGCCAGCCGGUCCCCACCACUACUGCCGACGUCAUCAGUAGCCAUCAGUUUACAUUCGGAGAGAUAGUGGGCCAGACUCCUUAUGGCCCAGAGCCUUUGUCUGAUGCAUCGUCGUCUUUUUCAUCAUCAUCACACCAAGAAUUGCCGUUUGGUCUAGUUCCUCUUCCACGCCAAAUACAAACAGCGUACGGAACAUUAACCCCGCAUGUGUACACAGCCAGCAUACCAACGCCCGAUGAAACUGCACCUGCAAACGAAUUGCCAACGCCGCUUCUGCCGGUUCCAAGUCUACCCAACAAGAGCCUUGACCCCAUAAAGACAUAUGGUUUUGAGGAGACGACCUUCGCUAGGAGGCUAGCAAGAACAACGGCUGAGGUAGCAUUGCACCUCCUCACUUCUUUCAAUAUCUCACCUAGGAUCGAUUUUAUAUUCAGGCUUUUCCUUGCGUAUCACACGGUCGACCAAUUGCGGGAGCGUUUCCAGAACGUCAUUUCGCGGAAUAUUGAUGAGGACCUGGAUUGGUGGGACUCACCUUUCAUCCACCUGGGUGGUACGGGGACCCACUACCCACGGAGAGAUGCGGCGGGCAACGUCUUACAGAUAAAGAAUGGAUGGACCAUAGAGCAAUUAGGGUUGGCAAACAAGAGGGUGCAUAAAGUACAAAGCACAGAAGACGGGAGGGGGCACCUGACCGGAGUGGACCUGCAUGGUUUCGAGGGCGAGUGGUUCGACAGCCAUGACGUACAGGGCUAUCUGGAGGAACGGUAUGCGUGCAGACUCAACCCCAGGAGUACGUUUGCGGAAUGCUUAAUCGAUAUCGAAGAAGAUGAGCCCACAGGCUCGCAUACCAGUACAUCACGGCAGCCAUCAGAAAGCGACACGAAGCUGUCCAGUACCAGCCAUAGUUAUACAAACCCGGCCACAAGCUGCGCUUCGACGCAUGCAUCCGAAAGCCUCUACAACGGGAACGCAAACAAUGCGCUCGACCUAGACAUGGGCCUUGAUCAUGACUCAGUGCCCAAGUAUCCUGGCGGGUUUCCCAAGCUUGUCGAUCACGACAUUUCGUUUGACCAGACAUUGGGAUUGGAUCUGGCGCCCAGUUUCGACUAUGGUUUUGCAAGCAACAACGGCUUCACCACGGAUGCAGGAAUGGGCAUCAUGGGAGAGAAUUUGGAGGGCCUGCAGGGGGCAAAGCAGGCGAGAAAAAGGAGUGCCUGGUUGGAUGUUACGCGCCUGAUUUAUGAAAUCAUCCGGGGAGGAGUUUGCCUUGGGCGCGCGCCAGGAUUCAGGCGCGAAGACAUUGACCGAGCGGUAAAGGCCGCUUUGAUACAGUAGGCUGAUGAUCAGUACCGCUCCAGGACACGGGGCGCGCACACGAAACAAUUGCGCUUGCACUUGCUUCUUGGGCUCUCUGGUUAGUUGCAAGCGUGCACGGAGGCAUUUGGGCGGCGUGACGGCGUGACGGCACAGGUGUUGGCAGUGCAAUUGAUGGGAUUUUUUGUCUGAACGGAUGCACCGAGAUGAAUAUGAAGCUUGUUGAAAGGCG